This is a messenger RNA of Notothenia coriiceps (black rockcod), 1275 nucleotides long. RefSeq names its product branched chain keto acid dehydrogenase E1 subunit alpha (gene bckdha). Gene Ontology annotation, biological process: branched-chain amino acid catabolic process. Gene Ontology annotation, cellular component: oxoglutarate dehydrogenase complex. Lineage: Eukaryota; Metazoa; Chordata; Actinopteri; Perciformes; Nototheniidae. The transcript has 7 exons. Gene Ontology annotation, molecular function: oxidoreductase activity, acting on the aldehyde or oxo group of donors, disulfide as acceptor. The record is from RefSeq and is a predicted model, not a curated record. Bases 196 to 1260 code for a protein of 354 amino acids.
UGACUCGAAACUGCCGUGUAACAAUUUGACCUGGCUAGUGUGGUUGUGGAUGUGAAUAGCAGCGCAGCAGACUAAAAAGGGAUCAAACCAUAGACUGGAUCAAACCUGCCUAGUUUUGUUGCACUGGUCUCAUAUAUUUACUGUAGAGUUUAGCAUUCUUGAAAAACUAGCGCACAAGCUAACAGCUGUGGACUAAUGGCAGCUGUGAAGAGUAUAAACAAACUGUAUGGAGUCUGUGUCCAUGCUGCUCGUCGGACGGCAGGACUGAAGGCAUCCCGUCUGCUUCAACACAGAGCCUUCAGAGUCGGUGCCGUGCAACGACAGCAGCCCUUUGAUUCAUCACUGGAAAAACCACAGUUCCCUGGGGCCUCAGCAGAGUUUGUGGAUCAUCUUGAGUUCAUCCAGCCCAAUGUCAUCUCCGGGAUCCCAGUUUACCGGGUGAUGGACAGGCAGGGCAACAUCAUCGACCCCUCUCAAGACCCUCAGCUCUCCAAAGAGCAAGUUCUGAACUUUUAUCAGAAGAUGACUCUGCUGAACACGAUGGACCGCAUUCUUUAUGAGUCCCAGAGACAGGGUAGGAUUUCUUUCUACAUGACCAACUAUGGAGAGGAGGGGACACAUAUUGGUAGUGCUGCUGCACUUGACCCAGAGGACAUAGUCUUCGGUCAAUACAGAGAAGCUGGAGUGCUGAUGUACCGUGGUUUCCCUCUGGAUAUGUUCAUGGCUCAGUGCUACGCCAAUGCUGAUGACCUUGGCAAGGGCCGUCAGAUGCCUGUCCACUACGGCUCUAAAGACCUGAACUUCGUCACCAUCUCCUCUCCUCUGGCCACUCAGAUUCCACAGGCGGCCGGAGCUGCAUACGCUCUAAAGAGGGAAAACAUGAACCGUGCUGUCAUCUGUUAUUUUGGUGAGGGAGCGGCCAGCGAAGGGGAUGCACAUGCAGGCUUCAAUUUCUCCGCCACCCUAGAGUGCCCAAUAAUAUUCUUCUGUCGCAACAACGGCUACGCAAUCUCUACCCCCACCAACGAGCAGUACAGGGGAGAUGGCAUCGCUGCCCGUGGUCCGGGUUAUGGAAUGCUUUCCAUCCGUGUCGAUGGUAACGAUGUGUUUGCUGUGUACAAUGCUACAAAAGAGGCGCGCCGUAGGGCUGUGGCUGAGAACCAGCCCUUCCUCAUCGAGGCAAUGACCUACAGGUUAGUUUAUUGUUGGAACUAUCUGAAACCAUUCUGUAUUUUUAGACUGUCUCAUGAAGUGACAUAAGCCGACAGCUCAUGA